Molecule: messenger RNA, 1437 nt
Organism: Dovyalis caffra
Lineage: Eukaryota; Viridiplantae; Streptophyta; Magnoliopsida; Malpighiales; Salicaceae
Source: the annotation of a GenBank genome assembly
AUGGUUCGCAGCAUAAAAAAUCCAAAGAAAGCAAAGAGAAAGAACAAGAAACGAGAUGGGUCAUCUUCUUCAUCAAUACCAACCAAGCCUACAAAGGUUUGGCAGCCAGGUGUUGACAACCUUGAAGAAGGUGAAGAACUUGAGUGUGACCCCACCGCUUACAAUUCCCUUCAUGCCUUUCACAUUGGUUGGUCCUGCUUAAGUUUUGAUGUAGUACGCGAUUCACUUGGUUUGCUUCGGACUGAUUUUCCACACACUGCGUAUUUUGUUGCUGGAACUCAGGCAGAUAAACCUGAUUGGAACUCAAUUGAAAUAUUUAAAGUAUCUAAUAUUUCUGGUAAAAGACGCGAAUUGGUGCCCAUGAAAACUACAGCCGGUGAGUCUGACAUGGAUGCUGAUAAUAGUGACAGUGAUAGUGAUGAAGAUAGCGAAGAUGAAGAAGAGGGAGGAUCGGCAGCACCAGUUUUGCAGUUGCGCAAGGUUGCUCAUAGUGGAGGUGUUAAUCGUAUUCGUGCAAUGACACAAAAUCCCCAUAUUUGUGCUUCUUGGUCAGAUGCUGGUUACGUGCAGAUAUGGGACUUCAGCACUCAUCUGAAUGCUUUGGGAGAGUCAGAAACAGAAGUUCUCCGGGGAGCUUCAUCAGUUUUUAAUCAGGCUCCUUUAUUUAACUUCAAAGGGCAUAAAGAUGAAGGCUAUGCUAUAGAUUGGAGUGCUCGUGUCGCUGGAAGGCUGGUAACGGGUGAUUGCAAGAGCUGUAUUCACUUAUGGGAGCCCACUUCUGGUGCAACAUGGAAUGUUGAUGCUACUCCAUUUACUGGACAUACUGCAAGCGUAGAAGAUCUACAAUGGAGUCCAACAGAAGAUCAUGUGUUUGCUUCUUGUUCUGUGGAUGGGCAUAUUGCAAUAUGGGAUGCACGUCUGGGGAAGUCACCAGCUAUUUCUUUCAAGGCACAUAAUGCAGAUGUGAACGUGCUCUCAUGGAACAGGCUGGCCAGUGUCAUGUUGGCAUCUGGAAGUGAUGAUGGAACGUUUUCUAUUCGUGAUCUUAGAUUGUUAUCUCCAAAAUCGGAAGAGGAUAAAUCUUUAGUGGCACAUUUUGAAUACCAUAAACAACCUAUCACAUCCAUUGAGUGGAGUCCGCAUGAAGCCUCCACAUUGGCAGUUUCAUCAUCUGACAAUCAAUUAACAAUAUGGGACCUUUCUCUGGAAAAGGACGAGGAAGAGGAAGCAGAGUUCAAAGCCAAAACACAAGAGCAAGUAAAUGCCCCUACAGAUUUGCCGCCUCAACUUCUGUUUGUUCAUCAGGGACAAAAAGACUUGAAAGAACUUCACUGGCAUGCUCAGAUUCCAGGAACGAUUGUGUCUACUGCUGUAGAUGGUUUUAACAUCUUGAUGCCUUCUAACAUACAGAGCACUCUUCCCUCUGAAGGUGCUUGA